Glarea lozoyensis ATCC 20868 is the source of this 1557-nucleotide messenger RNA. RefSeq names its product NagB/RpiA/CoA transferase-like protein. The record is from RefSeq and is a predicted model, not a curated record. Gene Ontology annotation, molecular function: succinyl-CoA:3-oxo-acid CoA-transferase activity. NCBI's taxonomy places the organism in Eukaryota, Fungi, Ascomycota, Leotiomycetes, Helotiales, Helotiaceae. Bases 1 to 1557 code for a protein of 518 amino acids. Gene Ontology annotation, biological process: ketone body catabolic process. The transcript is spliced from 3 exons.
AUGUCUUCAACCGCCUUAUACCGAACCGCAAAAGCAUUUUCAAACAAGACCUCCAAACAUACCAUAUUGUUUGCUCGCACAUUUGCCUCCACUGUCCGGCGCCAUGAAAUCAACAAAGUGCUUCCUUCGGCAGCAGAAGCCCUCAAAGACAUGAAACCCAAUACCACAGUAUUAUGCGGAGGAUUCGGUCUAUGCGGAGUCCCAGAUACACUGAUCAACGAAGUCAUGAACAAGAAAGAUAUAACUGGGAUUACUGCUGUAUCGAACAAUGCGGGAACGGACGACUCUGGCUUGGGACAGCUGCUCAAGACUAAGCAGAUCAAAAAGAUGAUUGCAAGUUAUAUCGGAGAAAAUAAGACCUUCGAGAAGAUGUAUCUCACAGGAGAGAUAGAGCUAGAGCUCACACCUCAAGGAACGCUGGCUGAGAGGUGUGCAGCAGGUGGAAAGGGCAUCCCGGCUUUCUACACUCCUGCAGCUUUUGGAACGGUUGUCCAGACCGGAGAACUUCCGCUGUUAAAUAAUUCUGAUGGCACACCUAAGCAGUACUCAACUCCAAAGGAUGUAAAGGUCUUCGAUGGAAAGCAGUACUUGAUGGAGGAGAGUAUUAAAGGAGACUACGCGUUUGUGAAAGCAUGGAAAGCCGACAAGCUUGGAAACUGCCAAUUCCGGCUCGCCGCCAACAACUUCAAUGGAGCCAUGGGUCGAAAUGCCAAAAUCACCAUCGUCGAAGCCGAGGAGAUUGUUGAGCCUGGAGGGAUUGCACCAGAAGCCGUCCACUUACCUGGCAUAUAUGUCAAGAAAGUAAUCCAAUCUACGACGGAAAAGAAUAUUGAGAAAUUCACAUUUGCAAAAGAUCCAAACGAUCCUGCCGCAAAAGCAGCUCUUGGAACCGGCGACACGGCGGCUAAAAGAGAGCGUAUCGUCAAGCGAGCAGCUAAAGAGUUCAAGAACGGCAUGUAUGCAAAUCUCGGAAUUGGUAUGCCCAUGCUCGCUCCCUCCUUUGUUGGCGCAGAUGUAGAAGUUCAACUCCAGUCUGAAAACGGUAUCCUCGGACUUGGCCCAUAUCCUUCCAAAGGUAACGAGGACGCUGAUCUCAUCAAUGCCGGCAAAGAAACUGUGACUCUCAAGCCAGGAGCGGCUGUCUUUGGUAGCGAAGAGAGUUUCGGUAUGAUUAGAAGCGGUCGAAUCGAUCUUACCAUCCUCGGAGCCAUGCAGGUCAGUGGGACGGGUGAUCUCGCGAAUUGGAUGUUGCCAGGCAAGAUCAAGGGUUUUGGAGGUGCUAUGGAUCUGGUGUCGAAUCCUAGUAAGACAAAGGUUGUUGUCACCAUGGAACAUACCGAUAAAAAGGGCAAUCCAAAGAUCAUGAAGCAAUGCGCUUUCCCGCUUACAGGAAAGGCUUGUGUUAGCAUGAUCAUUACCGAGCUUGGUGUGUUUGAGGUCGACUUUGCCACUGGUUUGACCCUCACUGAAAUCGCCGACGGCGUAACAGUCGAGGAGAUCAAGAGUAAGACGGAAGCACCAUUUAAAGUCGCCGAUGAUUUGAAGCCUAUGUUGUAG